Messenger RNA from Ichthyophthirius multifiliis, 3957 nucleotides. RefSeq lists its product as hypothetical. The record is from RefSeq and is a predicted model, not a curated record. Lineage: Eukaryota; Ciliophora; Oligohymenophorea; Hymenostomatida. The transcript has 9 exons.
AUGAGAUCUAUAAAAUCUCAAUUUUAAAGUUUACACAAAAAAGAAAAGGAGCAUAUAAAAUAUAUAGAAGAUGAUAAAGAUAAAUACAAAGAUACAAAAUAAUAAAAUGAAGAAGACGAAGAAGAGCUAAAAUAAGAACAAUAAAGAAAACAGUAAGAGCAAAAACAAAAAGAGACCUAAGCAAUAUCAAAAAGCCAAAAAAAAAAGAAAAAAAAAUUAAAAACAACACUUUAAUUUGAAGAGUAAAUCGUAAAAAGCAUCGACCAAAAUGCCCUAUUAAGACGUUGGGAUGUUAAAUUUAUAGAUAUAAAAGUUUAAAGUUUAAUAAAAGAGCCCAUGAAUAUAUUUAUUAUAUUUAAAAUAGGCGUAAAAAGUAAUAAUAGGUAAAAAGAUCCAGAUAUAGUAAUAGAGAAAAAUUCAUAUAAAGAAUUUUAUACAGAAGUAGUAAAAAAUUUAUAAAGAGAUGAAACACGAUAUUUAGAUAAAUGUAAAGAAACAGAAAUUCAUGCUAGUUAUAAUAUGCUAAAAACAACUUAUUUAGAAAUCGAAGUUUGGGAAUAUAAUAGAUGGUCACUUAAUUGUUUUUUAGGAAAAUGUAGAACACUUCUAGAAGAUAUAGCUAAAGGGCAUAUUAUAAGAAGUUUUGUAGUAAGAAGAUCUUUUAAAGAUAAAAGAUAAUUUGUAAGAAUUAUUUUGUCAGCUUAUUUUUAAGAAAUAUGGGAUUUUAGAAUCGAUUUUGAAGAUCUUUAAGGAACUAAUACAAUAGACAAACAAAAUUAACCAAUUAGUUCUUAUUUAAAACUUACAUUAAUGGACGAUAAAAAAUCUAGUUUGAAAACAAAACCGACUCCAAAUAAAACGAAAAAUCCUACUUGGGGGAAUAGUGAAGAUUUUGCACAUUUUAGAGGAACAUUAGAUGAUUUAACUGAUUUAAUUGUUAUUGAUUCUAGCUAAAGUUAAAUGUGUUCUUUGAUAACUUUAAGAGGUAUAGAUUAAUAUAAUAAUAUAAAUGCAGUAAUAAAGUUAAAAGUUGAUAAAAAUAAAAUCAAUAGUUUAAAAAAAAGUCAAAAAGAUUAAAAUUAAGAAUAAAAUAAUAAUGAAGAAGAUGAAAAAAUUUAUGAUUAAGAAGAUAUAUAUGCAACUGUAGAUGGAAGAAUUAACUUAAAUGAAAUUCCAAGGUAUAUUUAAUAAGGUGAAUUAGUUCGAUAUUCUUCUGAAUAAUUACAUUUGUGUAUUAUUGUUAAUAGAGUUAAUAAUAUAAUGGCACCUGAUGAUAGAGGUGUUAUUAAUAGUUAUGUUUAAGUUUAAUGUUCUAAUGAAAUUAAAAGAACUAGAACUUUAUGUAAUAACUUCAAUCCUGAUUUUGGUGAAGAAAUGAUUUUUAAAAUUCCUCUUUUGAAUAAUAAAUCUCUAUUUUCAUAAAGUAAUAAAAGUAAAGAUAAAGAAUAUGAAUAUAAAUUAGAAGCAUUAAGAGAUGAAUUAUAAAAAAGAAGCGAAAUAAAAUUUUAAUUAUGGGUAGAAGGAGACUCUAUUACUUAUGGAGAUAAUUUAGGUUAAGUUUCUUUUAAUUUAUCUGAAAUAGGAUCUACAUAAACUUAAAUAGAAGUAUAAGACAAAUCAGUUAUGGAUUUUUUAAAAAAAUAAAUUAAAACCUAUAAAAUAAAAUCUGCAAAUUUUACGAAGAAUUUUACUUCUAGUAGAUUUGACGCAAGUCGUAUAAAUAUUACGUUUUCUGUAUUUUUUUUACCUUAAUUACCCGAAAAAAUUGAUUUGAGAGAUUUGUAAGCACAAAAUUAUGACUAAUACCCUUAUGAAUUGAAAGAUUUAAUGAAAAUUCCACAUAAUGAUUAUACAAAAAAUGUUCUUUAUAAAUAAUGGGAUAGUGAUAUAAAAAAAGCUUUCCAAAAUUGGAAUUUAUAAAAAAAUGAAUGGACAAUUUUUAAAAAUGUUUUCGUAAAAGAUCAUUAUGGAAGAAUUCAUUUUAUUUCAAAAUUUAUUGAAAGAUUUUAGCUUUCGAAAAGUAAAGACCCUGAUAUGUAAAAAGAUCUUGAAAUUUAAGACUAUUAUUUAGAAACUCUUUAAGAUUUGGCACAUUAUGUAAGAUGUAUACCCUAUACUGAUAUAUAUAGUAAUGAUGUUUGGUUUUCUUCAGAUUUCUUUUUAAGUUUAAAAAGAGGGUCUAUUAUUGAUCAUGCUUUACUUAUGGCAGUUUAUAAAUGUACUAUUUUUUUUAUUAUUAUUAAAAGUAUUUAUUUAUUUUUAAUAAAGGACUUAUUAGAUUAUGAAUCUGAAUAAGUUCCUUUGGAUGAUAGAGUAUUUGUAUGUAUAGGAACUAAUUAAAAUUUAAGUAUAACUGCAUGGGUAAUGGUAUUUAAUUAAAGAUGUGAUUCAGUAACAUUUUAUGAUGCUAAAGAAAAUCAAAAAUUUAUAUUAAAUGGAAGAGUAAAACCUGAUUAGGUAUAAUCUUUAAAAAAACAUUUAUAUCCUGAUCUGAAAAUAAAAGGAUAGUCUAAGAUGUUUUUUUUUAAAUAAAAUAAUAAUAAUAAUGAAGAAAAGAAAUAAAAAAAAGAAGAAGAAAUAAAAAAAUAACAAAUAAUCGAAUAAAAAUUAAAAGAAAAAGAAUAAGAAAUAUAAAAAGAAAUAAAUAUAGAAAUUGAAUAAUAAAACAAACUAAAAUCUAUUUUAGAAGAAGAAAAUAAGCAAGAUUAUGAUAAAAAUUAAAAAACUUAAAUUUAAAAAAACUUAGAAUUAGUCAAAAAUGCUAAUCUAGAUGAUAUUGUAAGAACCGAAAUUAUUUUCUCGAGCGAUGUGAUUAAUAAUAAUGGAAAACCUCGAAAUUUAUUAAAACCUUUAACUCGAUAUACAUUAUAAUCUAAUUAAAAUGUCUUAAAUGCAAAUAAUGGAGAAAAUGCUAAACUUUUAUCUGUUAAUAAAAACAUAUAAAGUGAAACUAAUAAUAAUUAAUUAAAUACUAAAGAAUUAAAUAAAUCUGUAGUAUAAAUAACCUAAAUAUAAUAAGAUUAAAUUAUAGAUAGAAAAACUCUUAAAUAGAAGUAAUUAGAUAAUAGAAAUCCAUAGUCUUUUUUAAAUUAACAUAGAAUAGAACAAAAUGAAUAAAUGAAUUAAGAUUAAAAAGCUAUUUUUAAAAAAGCAGAAAUUUUUAUAGAUCCAGUUACUAAAGAAUAAAUUUAAGAAGAAGAAAAAUUACCUUAUAAAGCUAUAUAGAUUAUUUUUAAUUAAAAGAAUGUUUAUGGAAAUAUCAAUAAUUAAAAUCCAUCUCAAAUUUAUUAUCAUUUACAUGAUAAAACUUAGUGGAAUCCUUUUAUUAAAGAUUUUAAUUAAAAAAUAGGAAGUUUUUUUAUAUCAGCAAAUCCUUUUCCUAGAAUGAAAUAAACAGAAAGUUAAGAAAAAUACGAAAAAAUUAUCAAAGAAAUAAAAUAUGGAAUAGCAAAAAUAAGAAACAAUCAAGGAUUAACUGUUAAAUGGAAAAACUAAUAUGAUAAAACAAAUACACUUUUAAGAAAACUUUCCAGAAUAUUAGAAUAUAAAGAGAGAGAUAAAAAAUUUGAAGAAAAAUCUUUUGAAUAAAAUAUGGAAGAUUUUGAAAAAGACAUGAAAAGGUUAAUGCCUUUAAAUUAUCAUUUUUAGUGCCUUCCUAUGAAAUUUCUAUACUUAGAAAAAAGUUAAAUUAGGUCAUUAAUAGAAGAAAAAGCUUCAUAAUUUAUACUACUAAAAAAAAAGAAUAUGAUUUUUGGUGUUAGUGGGAAAAUUUUCUGUUAUUAAAAUGGGAUUAAUCCUGUAAGAAUUAUACUUGCUAUCUAUUAUAAUAAGGCUGAAGGAGUAUUCGAUAAUGAAGAAUAAAAUAAUUUAAGUAAUAUUUAGGAAGAUUAAGAUGAAGAAGAUUUAGAUGAUGAUCAAGAAGAUGAUAAUUUAUAUUAAAAAAAUUAAAAUUUAUGA